Molecule: messenger RNA, 1122 nt
Organism: Archocentrus centrarchus (flier cichlid)
Lineage: Eukaryota; Metazoa; Chordata; Actinopteri; Cichliformes; Cichlidae
Product: troponin I, slow skeletal muscle-like
Exons: 8
Coding region: 173-718 (181 amino acids)
Biological process (GO): skeletal muscle contraction; cardiac muscle contraction
Cellular component (GO): troponin complex
Source: RefSeq, a predicted model, not a curated record
CGCAGUGCAAGAAUGGUGAGGACCGAGGGUCUAUUUUAGUGAGCCACUCACAUGAGCACUGGAAUCUAUAUAUCUGCCCUCUUUCUUUCCUUCUAGUCUCAGAAAAAGACGCCUGUGAGUAUUUCUCAGCUACAGUACAAGAUUAAACAAGGAGAAACUCAAGACCGCAACCAUGUCAGAAGCGCCUUCGAAACCAAAGCCAAAAAUUUCUGCAUCUCGCAGGUUGUUCUUGAAGACCAAACUGCUAAAGAAGGCCAUGACUAUGCUGGAGAAGGAAAAACAAUUUAAAAAAGAUGAACGAGAGAGGAUCCUUGCUGAGAGAGUGCCAGACCUCCAAAUGUCUGGUCUGUCUUUGCAGGAGCUGCAGAAUCUUUGCAAGAAGCUACACCAGAAAAUUGAUGUUGUUGAUGAAGAGCGGUAUGAUAUUGCUCUUAAAGUGACAAAAAAUGACAAGGAGAUACAGGACCUGUCUCAAAAGAUCUUUGAGUUGAAGGGCAAGAUGAAGAGACCCAAUCUGAGGAGGGUGCGGGUGUCUGCUGACGCCAUGCUGGGAGCUCUGCUGGGCUCUAAGGUCAAAGAAUCUGUGGACUUCAAGGCCAACCUCAAGACUGUGAAGAACGAGGAGGAAAAGAAAGAGGAAGUGACUGACUGGCGAAAGAACGUGGAUGCCAUGUCUGGUAUGGAGGGCAGAAAGAAGCUGUUUAAUGCUGGACAGUAGAUUUAAAGUGAAUAUCUUGGUGAAGAUGUUGAUUACCAAAACAGGUGCAAUUAGUGACUCUUGUUCACUUUAUGGGAGUCUAAAUGAAGACCAGUUUAACUGCAAAUUCUGGCAUACCUCAUGUUGUCAGUGCUUGUAUAAUAUAUGCAAAAAAAAAAAAUCACCAAUAUUGACAGAAAAAGCAGAUGGGCACGUGACAACAAAUCUUUCAUGUGUCCUGUUUGCCCAUAUUGCAUUAAAAAGCUUAUGCUCUUUUGUUACACUGAACUGAAGACAGUGAAUACACAUUCCAGGGGCAGCUAAUGUUGGGUCAACUGUUGUGAAGUCCUUAAUGAAUGUGCUAUUAAACUAAUGAGCAAAGCAGUGUUAUAAUCAAUCGAAUAAUAAAAUCUCUUUAACAUAAA